This is a messenger RNA of Porites evermanni, 493 nucleotides long. The record is from the annotation of a GenBank genome assembly. NCBI's taxonomy places the organism in Eukaryota, Metazoa, Cnidaria, Anthozoa, Scleractinia, Poritidae.
AUGUCAGGACAUGAAGUAUACGAGGCAAGUCAAAACGACUACAUUGAAGUAGUAAACAUAGGGGAAGACAAUAGCGAUUCAGAAGUUACCAUUUUCUAUCGACCGAACAAAGGUUUGCAUUUAGUACAAUAUUCCACCUUAGAAUAUCACCUCGCGACAGAAAUUUUGUAUACGCGAUCUUAUACCGUGUAUUUCUGGUUGCAUUGCUAGGGUUUAAAAUUGUCAACGCCUAUUUAGUAAGUGAAAAACAAAGAACAAGACAUGGAAGGGACUAUACCAUGUUGAAUAUUGUUUCUAGCAAAGCAAAUCGAUUUGUGGUUCGCCGGUACGACGAUGGAGGUAUAUGCAGUUACUCAGACCGCUUACAUUACGGAUUUUUUUAACGCAUUUUUGAAAAUGACAUAAAUAUCUCAAAAAAUCUUAAUAUUUAGAGUACUAUCUGGAGAACGAUGACGGAUUUUGGAUGACUGAAGAUCAAGUCAACCUGAAUUAA